Phacochoerus africanus (Common warthog) is the source of this 616-nucleotide messenger RNA. RefSeq names its product transcription initiation factor TFIID subunit 11-like. Gene Ontology annotation, biological process: transcription initiation at RNA polymerase II promoter; RNA polymerase II preinitiation complex assembly. Lineage: Eukaryota; Metazoa; Chordata; Mammalia; Artiodactyla; Suidae. The transcript has 3 exons. Gene Ontology annotation, cellular component: nucleus; transcription factor TFIID complex. The record is from RefSeq and is a predicted model, not a curated record. Bases 1 to 615 code for a protein of 204 amino acids. Gene Ontology annotation, molecular function: transcription coactivator activity; protein heterodimerization activity.
AUGGGCCCCAGCACUGUGCCCAGCAUGCCCAACUUGGGCCUCACCAUCAACAACCUUACUGGCUCCCCGCUUAACUCAGCCAUUUCAUGCAGCCUCUGCUCUUAUGGCACACCCACCUUGCCCUACAGUGUCUACCAGGAAAGAUGCAUAACCUGUUUGCAGAAUAAUGCCUGCCAGGGGCCCAAUGUACCAGCUGGGGCACAACACUGUGGACUGUCCCCAUUUGAGGAUAUAGAAGUGGAUUUUACUGAGGUCACCCCUAAUUCCCAACUGGAUGAAGACCAGACUCAGAAGAUGCGAACCCUCGUGGCUUCCAUGAGCCAGGAGCAGCUGGACCGUUACGAAGUGUAUCGCAGGUCAGCCUUCCCCAGGGCAACCAUGAAACGUCUGAUCCAGAGCGUGGCUGGCUCGGCGGUGGGCCAGAACGUCGUCAUUGCCAUGUCCGGAGCGGCCAAGGUCUUCGUCGGGGAGGUCGUGGAAGAGGCCCUGGACGUGUGUGAGAAGUGGGGGGAGGCACCCCCGCUCCAACCCAAGCAUCUGAGGGAGGCUGUGCGCAGGUUACGCUCCCGGGGCCGAAUGCCCAGCACCAAGCACAAGAAGAUCUUGUUCUUCUAGG